Molecule: messenger RNA, 1371 nt
Organism: Parastagonospora nodorum SN15
Lineage: Eukaryota; Fungi; Ascomycota; Dothideomycetes; Pleosporales; Phaeosphaeriaceae
Exons: 2
Coding region: 73-1371 (432 amino acids)
Source: RefSeq, a predicted model, not a curated record
CAACUCAGAAUACUUCAUCAUCUUUUUCUGAUGAAAAUAUUUCUCGUCAGUCCUGAAUUGUGACAGGAAAUCAUGAUUGCAUUUACCAGCUCUAUCACAUUCGCCCUCGUCCCUCUGUUCUUGGGCGCCAACCCCGUCGACGCACAAUUUUCGGUGUAUGAUAGCUCUUCUCUCGAUAAUAGCUUGGGAGACGGCUGUAUCCAAGCUCUGUCAGCAACGAUCGAUUGCUCACCCUUUGUCCAAACAUUCCAGCAGCUCUCCUACCGCACCGACCUGGAUGUGGAGUUGACAGACAGCAUCUGCACUGCUGAUUGCUUGGGUUCCCUCAAGUCAUGGUUUGACACAGUCAGCGUACAGUGUUCAGGCAAGACUGUUAGCGGUGGACGCCCUACCAGGUUCGGCGGAUACAUGUGGGCAGGGUAUAAUGAGACUUGCGUCCGCAGUCCUCGACCACCGCGCGCUUAUUGCAACAAUAUUAUUGCAGAUUUCACAAUUGUGUCCAGCAUUCAAGAAAUGCCUCAGUCAGAAUUGUGCCACACAUGUCACGUUCGCCGGCUCGCACUGAUGCAAGCAUCUCAGUAUUCCAUUUACGAUGAGAAUUACAAGAAGCAGCUGGAGUACAUCUAUACUCAAUGUGGGCUAAAAGGUCCUACGGAUAUACCACCACCUCUCGACGAAGAAGAGCCCGUAACCCCGCCAUAUUGUCUGAGUGGCAAGCGAUACACGACUACAGGGAGUGACACUUGCGAGUCGAUCGCAAACAGUAGUAGUGUCUCUGCUGCGUAUCUAUAUAUGGGUAAUCAAGACCUGCUGAAGGACUGCUCGCAAAUCAGUUCGGGUUUGAGUGCUUGUUUGCCACUCACUUGUAUAACGCACUACGUGCAGCCCUCAGACACCUGCUUCUCUAUCGAAAGAUCACUCAACCUUGAGUACGACUCGGUUCAGCGCUACAACUCCUGGGUGAAUGGCGGAUGCACCAACUUACAAUCGGCCACAGACUUCUAUGGGAAGGUGAUAUGUGUAUCUCCUCAAGGUGGCACAUUCGCGAAUCCCGUAACAAUACCAGGAUGGAACCCUACACCAGCACCGGCCGAUGGACACACGAACCAAAAGGUUUCACCACCAGAUGGUGUAAAGGUCGCGGAAGGAACAACAACGCAGUGUGGUAGAUGGCACGUCGUUGCAGCCGGAGACUCAUGUGCAAUGAUUUGCGUCGCAAACAAGAUCGAGACUGGGUUAUUUCAUGAAGUCAAUCCUUCAUUAGCUAACGGCACUGAAUGCGACUCCUCGCUCGAAGUGCUAACAGCUCUUUGUGCGGGCCCGACAUAUUCAUGGAACAGUCGAACGGACAGCACUUCAGUCAAGCUCUAG